Molecule: messenger RNA, 1376 nt
Organism: Cannabis sativa
Lineage: Eukaryota; Viridiplantae; Streptophyta; Magnoliopsida; Rosales; Cannabaceae
Product: short-chain dehydrogenase reductase 3b-like
Exons: 2
Coding region: 363-1163 (266 amino acids)
Source: RefSeq, a predicted model, not a curated record
UAUUAUAAUUACUUUGCAAAGUACCAUUAUAAAAUUUCUACACUGUAUGUAUAUAUAGCUAACAAUAAAUGUUGCCGGCGGAGGCUAGCCUUUCAAUGAAAGAUUUGGAAGCAGGACACAUAGAAAUUGACAUUAUACAUCUAUAUUAGAUAAAAAAAACAUUAUACAUCUAUAACGUCAAAAAUUAAACUCUCUUCACAUGUAAAAACUUAGAAAAGGUAUAAUACUUUAACUAUAUAACAAUAAUAACUAUAUAUAUAAUGUUAACCACCAUAAACAUAAGGUAUUAUAAAACAGGUAGCAGAUCCAAGGAGAGACCUUAUUAUUAAUUUGUGAAUUUGGGCUUUUCUCAUCGAAAGAAAAUGUCCAAUAAUCCAACUCUAAGGUUGAAGGGAAAAGUAGCUAUUGUGACUGGUGCAGCCAGUGGUAUAGGCGAAGAAACGACCAGAUUAUUUGUGGCCAAUGGAGCUUCCGUGGUGGCUGUCGAUGUCCAAGACGAGCUUGGCCAUGAGGUGGUUCAAUCCAUAGACUCCGAGAGAGUGAGCUACCACCACUGCGACGUAAGAGACGAGAAACAAGUCGAAGCAACAGUGAGCUACGCCUUAGAAAAGUAUGGCAGCCUUGAUGUUCUGUUUAGCAACGCCGGUAUCAUAGGCCCUCUGACUAAAUUUCUUGACCUUGACAUUGACGCCUUCGACAACACAAUGGCCACCAACGUACGCGGCGUUGCAGCCACGUUCAAGCACGCUGCUCGUGCCAUGGUCGCCCGUAACAUCCGUGGCUCCCUCAUAUGCACCAGCAGCGUGUCUGCAUCCCUUGGAGGAACAGGGCCGCACGCGUACACGAUCUCUAAACAUGCGCUUGUGGGGUUGGUCAGAACGGCUUGUAGUGAGCUUGGCGCUUAUGGGAUUAGAGUGAACAGCGUUUCGCCUUUCGGAUUGGGAACACCUCUGGCCUGUAAAGCUUUCCAUCUUGAACCCCAUGAAGUUGAAGCUAAUAGCUCUGCGUUGGCUAACUUGAAGGGUAUAACUUUAAAGACAAGGCACGUUGCAGAGGCUGCUCUGUUUCUUGCUUCUGAUGAAUCAGCCUAUGUGAGUGGACACAACUUGGUUAUCGAUGGAGGGUUCACUGUGGUUUCUCAUAGUUACUCGACUGUUGUCUGAAACUAAGGCUUUGUUAAAGGAUAUAGAGCCAAGGAAGAAGCCAAAGAGCCCAUCUUUUUUUGUGUGGUUUGUUUUGGCAAUUGUGUUUUUCCUUUUUUAAUUAACAAAAAGUCAAACAUUGUUACCUGCAGUGGCCAUGUGCAUUUUCCUUGUAAUCUGCAUGAGUGUUAUCAUAUUUGUUUAUGUUUUUAAUCUUAUGAAAGUGAAGCCACC